AUGGCCUUAUCUCAGCUCUCUGCGUCUCUCGCCUUCUCUCUUCCCAAUCCUGGCGCCAUAAAGCUAGCCAGAAUCACAAACCCUAGUUCUACUUGUGGGGUUCAUGUACCACAACUUGCUGGAAGCCGAUCUACCUUCGCUUCUGGUUCUCCUCUCUUGCCAUUGAAGAUGAGGAUGACUCGUGGAGGAGGAAGAAGUGGAAAGAGAGGAGCACCAGUUUCCAUUAGAAGCGAGCAAAGUACAGAAGGAGGCAACGGUUUGGACAUAUGGCUUGGUCGUGGCGCUAUGAUUGGUUUUGCAGUCGCCAUUACUGUUGAGGUCGCCACUGGCAAAGGACUUCUUGAGAACUUUGGGGUAGCGAGUCCAUUGCCCACGGUUGCUUUGGCUGUUACAGCAUUGGUUGGUGUUCUAACUGCGGUUUUCAUCUUCCAGUCUUCUUCUAAAAACUGA
Thlaspi arvense is the source of this 450-nucleotide messenger RNA. The record is from the annotation of a GenBank genome assembly. NCBI's taxonomy places the organism in Eukaryota, Viridiplantae, Streptophyta, Magnoliopsida, Brassicales, Brassicaceae.